AGAUGAAAAUGAAAAUGGCCUCCAGAUUGUUUUGAGGAUUUAUUUUACAAGUUAUAAUCAAAGAUAUAUUGACUUACAGAACUGGAAAUAAACCAAGGGUUUAGUAUAUAGUAAAGAAUGAAGAAAGAUUUAGUUCAUAUAUGUUUUCUACUUGGUGUUUUAUAUCUUAUAAAAGCAGAGGAAUGUGAACCACCUAAUGAUGAGUUUCCAAAUGGUGAAAAGACAGUUUUUAAUUCAACAAGAGUUCGAGUUCAUUAUAAAUGUACUAUUGGUUACAUUCUUGUAGGAGAAUCUAAACAAGUGUGUGGGGAUGAUGGGAAAUGGCAACCGAAAUUCCCACCCAAAUGUUUACAUCCUCAAGAAACAACACCAAAAUGUAAUCGUCUUCCAUACGCAUUACAUAGUAAAAUAAUAUUUCGAGGAACAUCUUUAUAUCAUGAAGUGGGGGAUACAGCUACUAUUAUUUGUGAUCAACAAUAUACAACUACUGGUGGCAGAUAUAAAGAAAGUUUUCAAAUAGUCUGUGGAGCAGAUGGCAAAUGGGCCAUGUCAGACGGCACAAAACCAAUUCUAGCUUGUACAAGUAAGAAGGUAAGACGAUGUCCUUUACCUCCAACAGUACCUAAUGCUUUAUAUCACUACAGUUCACUACCUCCAUUGAUGGGUGAAGGUAGUCGGGUGUUAUAUACUUGUCAACCAAAAUAUGUAUUAGUUGACAGCGAGAAUAAUUACUUAACAUGUCAAGCUGGUAAUUGGGAGGGCUCUAUACCCACUUGUGUACGUAAAGCAGCAUGCAGCAGUCCAAGAGCUAUACACAAUGGUCACUGGCAUUUAGUAAAAGAGUCUGGUAAUGAGGAACAGGUGUUUGGAGAAUAUAAAGUUGGUAGUAAGAUACAAUAUCGUUGUGAUAUAGGAUAUAAAGCUAUUGGAUCUAUAAUGUUAGAGUGUACAGAUAAUCAUCUCUGGUCAAAAGUUCCACCUAUCUGUGUCUAUACUAAUGAACCCAACUGGUAUUGUCCUACAUUACGACAUAUAGAACAUGGUGUCUGUAAAUGUGCAGAAGAGAAUAGUAGUAAUAAUUUAGAGUUGUGUGAACCAUUUGAACGUGGUGUUGAGAUACAGUGUAUGUGUGAUAAAGGCUAUACAUUAGUCGGAGCAUCACAUUUGAAAUGUACACAAAAUAAUAAUAAAGGUGUAUGGGAUGAAGAUGUACCAUAUUGUUUAACAAUUACUGAUGAUAUAGGUGUGGCUAGUGGUCAGGGUCCCGAGUCAAGUGAUUCAUCCUCUAGUAAUGAUGGCACUGAUGUCACAAACCAUGUCAGCACUUUAGUUAUCGUCAUAGCUACAGCUUGCAGUGUACUUGGAGUGUUAUUAUUGGUUAUGGUCAUAGUUGUAUUCAGACGCAAGAAACAGCGCCCCCAUCUCUUCCACCCAGGAAUGACCCCAACCCCCUAUUCCCGUGUUCACAUCAGUUCUAUUGAUGAUCAUGAUCGAGUGGCAUUGAUGGCAUAUGCUGAUGCCACACGUGUUCAUCUACCGACAUACGAAGAAGCAAUGCAGCAAGGACAAUUCCGACCAUCAAACAGCACAGCGACCACACCCACGUCUGCUCCCCAGGGAUCUGAGUAUCGACCAUUACCCAAUAUACCACCUACUAUCAGAAAUAUACACACAGGUUUAGACAGUAAUCGACAUUCAUCAGUCACAACUAGUACCAUGAAUAGAGAUGGUACAUCAGAAAUAUUUGGUUCUCUCGAUACAGUUAAUGUUAGUAUGAGUGAUGCUUCUACAUCAGGAGAAACAUUUGAUAGUGGUACAUCAACUAGAUCUAUUAGUUCACAGAGAGCUACGGCUGGUAGUCUAAUGUCUUCAGCUGAUAAUCUGGCUAAUGAUGAUGCCAGAUUGUUAGAUAAUAGAAGUGAGAAUAUGACAGAGUUAGUAACACAGACACCAAUUGAGGAGAAGGAGGAUUAGAUGAUAUUAAAUAGCGGUAUAUGUGAUAUGUUCAUGUAGUUGUGAACUCCAUUCACUUGGAACUUUAUAUACAUUACAUAUUUACUUAUAGUCUUAGAUUCUUACAUUUAUUGAAUAAUGUGUUUAUUAAGAACUACAUUCAGUGUGCAUAUAUAUGACUUACCAUGGCAACCAUUUGUAGAGGAAUAUUAUACACACACAUACACACACACACCCCAAUUAAACAUAAUUUUUAAUUGUGAUCAAAACAAAAACAAAUAAGAUAACUGUCAAGAAUUGAAUUGACAAUUACCUUUAUUUUAUUUGUUCAAUAAAACUUCAAAUUAAACCAUGCUUAUAUGAUGUUACCCAUUAUUAAGAAAUCCUUCCCCACUCUUAAGAGAGAGAAAUGGGGUUUAACGUCCACUCGACACAAACUAGAUCAUUUUGGGACUAACAUAUGGUUCAAUUUUAUUUCAAUAAUUCGCUUGCGCGUCCCCACUCUUAAUACUGCAGGAAAGGAGUUAUUGUAUUUUUAAAAAUGAAUUGUAAAAUAAUUUUGUUAACUUGUAGUUAGAAUUAAAUAAAACAGGUUAGUAAAUAAUAAAUAAUUAAAUAAUUUCAUAAAAUGUCUUAAUUCUUCUUUCCACAUAUAUAUUGCAUGCAUGAUAUUGUGAAUGUUCAGCAAGAUCCGAAGUUGCAUUAAUUUUAUGUCACAUUUUUAUCCAGUUUGCGAUAAGUUAAUGCAGCAAUAAUUUCAUGUUACUACUUCUACAGUCAUUAUUGAAUUGCUAAAGUCUGUGGAUUGAAAAUUGUUUAGAACUAUGGUCUUUAAUGAUAUUUUCUAUGUAAUUACAUUCCUGUAGGAGUUAUCUUUCCUUCAACCUUCCCUGUCAUAUCAUUAUGGAUUGAACAUGCUUUUUGUGAAAAUUUAUAAUCAUUUAAUUCAUUUACUCAUUAUAAUAGAGGGUGUUUAAUGAAUAUUUUCCAUCAGGAAUUUCGUUAAUUUAUAAUUAAAUAAUACUAUUCAUUAACAAUGUGCAAUUGUACAGCUAAAGGUUAAAGAAAUCAAAAAGUAAAAUGCUAAUUGAAAGUACAAAGUAUAAGUCACAAUCACCAUUAAUGGAGGUAAGGAUUUUAAUUAAAGUUGGUAAAGGUAAAAGGUUAUUAAAUGACAGUUCACAAUUGAUGAUAUUAAAAACAGAGUUUAAGUUAAAUUGAUCUCUAAACCACAAUUAACUAGCUAGUCCAUACAUGUAAAUAUUUUAUAAAUGAAAACUGUAAAACUAUGUUAUAUUUUACUUAAAAGAUUUAGUAAAUAUAAAUGAUGGUUUAAGAUUUAUAGAAACUUCAAAUGGCUCAGUUGUAAUGUGGUCUUAUAUUGCUGUCCUCCUCAUCUGUCUGGCCACCCGUUCUUUAAUUCAGACAUAUUGGGCCUUUAACAAAAUUUGUUUAAAAUAAUAAGAAAGCACUUUAACCAAUAAAUUAUACACAAUUAUUUCAUAUCAUUAUCAGAUAUACUGUAAACAAACAUAAACCUGUCCAAUUAUUAAAUUUAACAAUGCCGUCCUGCAUAAACCAACUUAUUCUGCAAGACCAUGUCCUCUUCCUCCAAGAAUUGUGUGUGAAAUAGCUUUAUUUAACGUCAGCUUCCUCUGAAGUGAUAUCACCAACAAGAAACAAGAUUCGUUAUUUUAACAAAACUUAUUUUUCUGUGAUCAACUUUUGUACUGUUCUCUCUAUUUUUUUCCCCUGAUGUAUCCAACUUACCCUUCUUUCUCUGAUAUUUCCACCAUCUAAAAUUGCCAAAUUGUUUUGUAAACAUUGUAUAUAUAUAGCAUUUUGUUUGUUUUGU
Molecule: messenger RNA, 3808 nt
Organism: Patella vulgata (common limpet)
Lineage: Eukaryota; Metazoa; Mollusca; Gastropoda; Patellidae
Product: complement receptor type 1
Exons: 9
Coding region: 118-1974 (618 amino acids)
Source: RefSeq, a predicted model, not a curated record